AUGGAGCCCUAUAACCCCGAGUUUGAACUCCAGCGGUUUUACCACCGCUUGCUGCGUCCGCUGUCGCUCUUCCCUCGCAAGGAGACGCGUCCAGAGCCUCAGAAGCGCCUCCCGCAGGAGGUCCCGGCGCUGCUGCCUCUGCCAGUGUCGCGGCUGACGGUGGCGUCGCUGUGCCGCCAGGUGGCCAGGCGGCUGGCCAGCAGCGGACUGGAGGUGCGGGUGCCUGCCGAGGGCCGACUCCGUUUCACCGAGGUCAUCCUGGACGAGCUGAAAUGCAGCUGGCAGGAGCCUCCCAGCGAACCUAGCCUGAGCCACUUGAACAACCAGAGGCUGCGGAAGCGGCUCCAGCUUCACGUGCUGCUCAGCAGCGAGCAGCUCUUCUUGCGCUACCUGCACCUGCUGAAGACCAUGUCGACCCCCGCAGGUAUCUUCACCGAAUCAGCCACGCUCACCCGCUUGGCCGCCGGCCUCGCCAGGGACUGCACAGUCCUCCUCACCAGUCCCGAGGUCUACCGCUGCCUGCUCGCCGACUUCCUCGGCCUGCUGAAGGUAGAGCGGGCCGAAGGCGGCAUGCGCAAGCUACGCCCGGCAGGCCCCACGGGGCCUUUCAGGAUUGGCCCUCUCCCGGGGUCUCACACCACCGACUUCGCGCAAGUGCCAUGCUCCAGCCUUAACCUGAACUACCUCAUUCAACUAAGCCGCCCGCGAGAGUUUCUCAAUGAGCCUGAACUGGAUCCAGUGAAGGAAUUGAAGUCCAUCCCCCAGCUGAAGAGGAAAAAGCCUCUCCUCUGGCUGUCCUCCAUGCAACAGAAGAGAACAAGUGACUUGAAUUCCUCACAUACUGUGCCGCUGCCCAGGCACUCUGUGCCUCCCACCAGCCGGGCUCCCUCCACCUCCCAUUUGCCCCUCAACUCCUGGCUCCAGAGGGGCCAGUCCAUGCCCAAUCUGCGGGAAGGCUGGAAGCUGGCAGAUGAGUUAGGCCUUCCUCAGCGACCUCGUCGCCCCUUAACCCCGUUGAUUCUGGUUACAGAGAGUAAACCAGAGCUGGCAGGGGACAUGGUGACUGAGGACCUGAAGCAGUUGGUGAACACAAAAUUGGAGUGGACUCACCACUCACCGCCGGACUCAGGCCUGCCCCCACUCCUUGGGGCCCUGACCCACUGCCCAACUGAAGCACAUCGCAUGGAAGAGCUGCAAAGAAUGUUGAAGGGCCUCGAGGAGGAAGAAGCCUCUGUGCAGAGGGGCCUCCGAUCUCCCAAAUGCCCUUCACUUCAACCACAGCCAGUUACUGUUACUUUGAAGCUAAGAAAUCAGUUUGUGGUCCAGGCAGCGGCAGUACAGGUCUCAGAGAGAAACUUCUUGGACUCCUUCCACGUUGAGGGGGCUGGAGUCCUAUACAACCACUUGGCUGGUGAAAUAGAACCCAAACUUAUUGAGGAAAUGGAUAUCAAUCACUUUGCCGGCAAUAGCAUCAGGGAGGUCUAUAAGGAGUUGAUGAGCCAUGUCUCUGCUGACCACUUCUCUUUUGACCAAGGACCCUUGGUUGAGCCUGCAGCUGAUAAGGACUGGUCAGUCUUCCUGUCAUCAACCUUUCUACGUCAAGAAAAACAGUAUUGUAUUAUCAACCCCAGUCUAGCUGGACUUUAUUCUCAGAGAGAAAACACUUUACAGUACAACCCUGAUAGAAUGUCCUCUGUCACAUCACUCCAAGCAACCAAAGGCUGGGAGAAGUGGGCAAACAAGGCCUCAUGGAUGAACACAUGGAAAACCACCUUGUCUGUGGAUGACUACUUCAAGUACCUCACCAACCAGGAGACAGAUUUCCUCCAUGUCAUCUACCAAAUGUAUGAAGAGGAGGCUCCUGUGGAGAUCAUAGCCCCUGUCAAAGAGUCCCUAAAAAUUCAACACCCACCUCCCUUGCUAGAAGACGAAGAGCCAGACUUUGUGCCAGGAGAGUGGGAUUGGAACACAGUGCUGGGGCACCUGCCAGGAACUAAGAGAAUCAGCCUCCUGGGAGAACCCCACAAAGUGCUGAUCCUGCAGAAGCGUCUGGAGCAGCUGUGGUCCAUGCUUGAAGUCCCAGAAAAUGACCGGCUGGACAUGGCCAUCAAGUACAGCUCCAACGCCCGUUUGAGGCAGUUGCCUGCCUUGGUGAGUGCCUGGGAGCAGGCCCUGAAGCCCAUUCAGCUGCGGGAGACAUUGCUGGGGAGACUGGAAUCAUUUGAGCGACAAGCUUGCGACCCCAACCGCUUCUUCCAAAAGACUGACAUGGGCUUGAGUCGCUUCCUGGAGGAGAAUAAGAUCCGCAACCAUCUACACAGGAAGAUUAGUCUAGUAGAGGCUUCUCUAGCUUCUCUCCUGGAGGAGAUAGAGUUGAUCUUUGGCGAGCCAGUGACCUUCAAGGGGCGGCGCUACCUGGACAAGAUGAAGCUCGACAAAGUGGAGAUGCUAUACUGGCUGCAGCAGUGGCGACGAUUCCACCACCUGACCCGGGUCCAGAAGGCCUCCCAGCAGUCAGCCCUGUGCAGAAGGUUCAGCAGCCAGCCUUUCAUAGCUCCUGGGAAUACUCCCAUUACUCUUUGACCAGUCCAAGUGCCCUAAACCCCUCCCACACUUCCAAACACUCAGAAGUUCAUCCAGUCCUCUUGACUGCUUUGGAAGAAGUAAUAUCUGGGAGUGUGGGGUUCAGGAACAUUAUGCUUCCAACUACCUAGGGACUAAGAUUAACACUUUAUUUUGAUCAUGAAGAAUUCCCAAACCCAGGAUUCCCAUUUAUGUUGAGCCUUGCACAAUACAACCCUAAUUUCAUAUGUUGAAAGAACAGACUAUCGGUUGGAGUUCAUUGUAAUGGGAACUGUCAGACACAGGCACACCAUCGUCUUUGCAACACCUCAGCUUAGCAUUUCAGCCACACCACAUUAAACUGGCUUAUUGGAGACCCAAAUCAAGAGACCCUAUGGCAUAAUGGUUAAAAGCUAGGGGUUCUGGGGUUAGGAGAUGUGGGUUUAAAUCCUGGCUUUGUAACCUUGGACAAAUAACCUAACUGCUUUGCACCUGGACCAUCAAAUGUUAGAUGAAGGAGUUGGGUCCAGAUUGUCACUUCUUCCAGUUCUAGGAUACUGUUGGUAGAGCUAAAAAUCUGUAUUACAUUUUUACCAGUUAAUACAAGUACAUGGUACAAAGAACAUAAGGGUAUGUACUAAAAAGUCAAUCUCCUUCCAAUCCCUACCUCUAAUACCUUGGACCCCCUCCCUGGGGCUAAUAACCAUUACCAGUUUCUUGUGUAUCUUCCCAUUCCCUUACUCAGCAAAUAUUUAUUGAGCACCAGUAUGUAAUAGAUGCUUGGUCUAGUAUCACUGAGCAUAACAAAGAGUAGAGUUAAUGUUCUAUUUAGGGGAAACAGACCAUAAACCAUAAACAUAGUACUUAAGCAUAUUGAAUAAUAGAAUGUUCGAGGGUGAUAAGUACUGUGGAAAAAAGAAAGUGUCAAGUAGGGUAAGAGGAAAUAAAGGGUGCGGGAUGUAGUCUUAAGAUAAUCAGGAUAGGCCUCACUGGGAAGAUAAGAUAUGCAAGAUCAGGAAGCGAGCCUGGUGGACAUCUGAGUCAAUAAUCCUGACACCCAUUCCAAAACCCUAAGGCAGGUGGUUGCCUGGGAUGUUCAAGAAAAGCAAGGUGGCCAUUGCGGGUGGAGUGGAGUGAGAGGAAGAGAUGACUUGGGGUCAUGACCAGGUGCCAACGGGCGGGUUUGAUAAUGUAAGGCCUACUAAUAAGUAGCUAACAUUAAGUUCUUAACCUUGUGCAGAACACUUCCCCUGCAUGAUUUCUUAGACUCCUCCUAACUACCUUGUGAACUAUGUAUUUUAAUCACCAUUUUUCAGCUGGAAAAAAAAAGGCUCAGAUAGGUAAAGUAACAUACUCAGGGUCACAGAGGUAUAUGGGAGAGCC
Molecule: messenger RNA, 3945 nt
Organism: Manis pentadactyla (Chinese pangolin)
Lineage: Eukaryota; Metazoa; Chordata; Mammalia; Pholidota; Manidae
Gene: CCDC87
Product: coiled-coil domain containing 87
Exons: 1
Coding region: 1-2583 (860 amino acids)
Source: RefSeq, a predicted model, not a curated record